Auanema sp. JU1783 is the source of this 477-nucleotide messenger RNA. The record is from the annotation of a GenBank genome assembly. NCBI's taxonomy places the organism in Eukaryota, Metazoa, Nematoda, Chromadorea, Rhabditida, Rhabditidae.
AUGUUAUCUGCUAUUCGUCCUACUGAGCCCGCUAUGAACAACAGAGCUGAAGACAUAUUGAGUGGAUUUAAACUAAAUUGGAUGAACCUUAGAGAUGCCGAGAGUGGGAAAAUUCUUUGGCAGAGCACAGAGGAUAUGGCUGAUCCGAACAAAGAACAUGAAGCUCAUGUACCCAAAAGUAUUCUGAAAUGUCGGACAGUUUCUCGUGAAAUCAAUUUCACGUCAGCAGAAAAAAUCGAGAAGUUUAGGCUUGAACAACGUGUUUUCUUGAAAGGGAACAUCAUCGAAGAAUGGUAUUUUGAAUUCGGUUUCGUUAUUCCUGAAUCGACAAACACAUGGCAAAAUUUGAUAGAAGCAGCUCCUGAAUCGCAAAUGCUUCCCGCGUCUCUAUUAAGUGGGAAUGUAGUUGUGGAGACGCUGUUUUACGAUGAUAACCUCUUGGUUAGUACUUCCAAAGUCCGCCUUUUCUAUGACUAA